UUAUAGGCGAUGAUGACCAAACUUUUAUGAGCAGAUCUUUGCAGAUUGUUACAGGUCAUCUAUCCGUGCAUUAACAGAUGCUAGAACCAACCUGUGAAAGGAAAUAACACUCAAAGGAGCGAUCGAGGCAGGAAAGCAGAUGCAAAAUGGCGCUUAGCGAUCCCGGAAAGGCCAUGAGAGAUAACUAUCGUCUGUUAAGAGGGCAAAUCAUCUAUCGCCAGGUUAACUCCUGAUUUUCAGGGGGAAACAAACAGACACACAAAAGAGUACGGCUGGAAAAUAUACCGAAGGUCAGGUGUUUCACUCAUUGAUUCAUUUGGACUGGACAAGCUUCAGCUAUACAGGUCGGGUAUAAUCAUUUCGAAAUCAUCCACACUUCUCUGAUUUCGGCGAGUUGAAUCAGAGCACUAAUUAUCCUUUUCGAUCCUAACGAUCCAUCAUGAUUCCCGAAGAUCAUCAGUCGUUACCCUCUCGUUCCCCUUCUCUCUCUCCUGAGCUUAAACCUCUCAUUUCUCUAUCUCCUGAGCCCGAGCCACUCUCUCCUCCUCUCCGAACAGUUACUCCCUCUCAAGCUCAACAAUCAAUCAAAACUGUUGCUAUGCACAGAAAGAAUGCCUCCAUAAAUCAAGGUUCUCGAUUCCCUUCCCGUACCGACCAAAACGAUCGGCAAUGUACAAAUUGCGGUGAGACAGAUACGCCUCAAUGGAGAGGAACACUGUGUAAUGCAUGUGCGCUCUGGAAAAGAAGUAGAGGCACUGAUAGACCUUUACCAUUAUUGUUCCCCAUCAGAAAACGAAGUAUCAGUUGCUGUGAUGACGAGGAAGGUGAAAGAGAGAGAGGCCCUGAGAUCUUGGAGAGUUGGAAGCCGAUGAAUCACGUUACUGGUCACAGGGGAACCUUACCAAUUCAACCUCGUCCCGUAACCACUAAUGGACGGCCGAGGCCUGGAUAUGCCCUAGCGCGUCCAACCGCCUAUUAUCCUUCUAAAGUCGAUGCCCAAAUUGUUCAUCUUCCAUCUUCGACAGAGCAGGGUAUGCCUAGCAGAAUUGCCUCCAAGACGCAAACGCAUCCAUACACAAGAGGGCGACAAUUAGGCAGGAACAUUGAGCGCGGGAGACCUGAAGUUGGAGAAGCAGAGGUGCCUUUCCCGAAAUUUACCAAGUUUCCUUCUUCCUUCCAAGCGGAGCCAAGAAUGAUCAAUUUUGAAAGGGGACAUCCAACCCUCAGAUAUAACAAAUAUGCCAUGAGCAGAGAAGAAUUCAUGCGCGGUGCAGAAUGGCUGUUCGACGUGUUGCAGCAGACGUCUAAACUUUUGGAGGAUAUGGACAACGCUGAGGAGAGAGCGCCAUGAUGUUGGUCCUAGACUGAAAAAAAUGGGUUGGAUUGUGAUCGUGAUUAUUAUGCACAGAACAGUGAUUGAAAUGAGAAAUGGACCACAGCGCCCCAUGCUUGCGAGUGAGAAGUGGGAGGCAUUGGCGGUACACAACAAUCAAGCCUCGACAGCGCUUGGCUGUCGGUUCACCAAUAAUCAGACAAGUAGGACAAAUCAAGUAUGGUUUCAUAGCGUUUCACUGAUUGCACGCGUCACGUAAAUCCCAAGAUGCAUUAUAUAUGAGCUAAUCUAGCAAUGUCUGUCGUCUACCAUCCCUUCACUGCUCCCUGACUUUUCACCUUUCGAGCCCUUGUCCCUGCAAACCUGCCCCUCAAC
Cryptococcus deneoformans JEC21 is the source of this 1708-nucleotide messenger RNA. RefSeq lists its product as hypothetical. The coding region runs from base 440 to 1351 and encodes 303 amino acids. Gene Ontology annotation, biological process: regulation of DNA-templated transcription. The transcript is spliced from 3 exons. The record is from RefSeq and is a predicted model, not a curated record. NCBI's taxonomy places the organism in Eukaryota, Fungi, Basidiomycota, Tremellomycetes, Tremellales, Cryptococcaceae. Gene Ontology annotation, molecular function: zinc ion binding; sequence-specific DNA binding.